This is a messenger RNA of Ilex paraguariensis (yerba mate), 1862 nucleotides long. The record is from the annotation of a GenBank genome assembly. Lineage: Eukaryota; Viridiplantae; Streptophyta; Magnoliopsida; Aquifoliales; Aquifoliaceae.
AUGAAAGAAGGGGUUUCAGAACAUGGCCCAGGAACUGUUUCAGACUAUUGUGUCCAGGACUCCGGGAAUUUAGGACCCCACCAAGAUAACACGCCUCUCAUGGAUCCCAAGGGCUCAAAGCAGCCACAGGAAGUGCCAAGCUUCUUGAGCUUCUCACAACCAAACCUAAACCCAAACACCACCACCACCACCACCACCACCACCACCAACAUGGGUGAGAACAAGCCAGCAGAGAUCAAAGACUUCCAGAUUGUGAUUGCAGAUAAAGAUGAAGGCAAGAAACAGCAAUUAGCCCCCAAGAGAAGCUCAAACAAAGACAGGCACACCAAAGUCGAAGGCAGAGGAAGGAGAAUAAGGAUGCCAGCUCUCUGUGCUGCGAGAAUUUUUCAAUUGACAAGAGAAUUGGGUCACAAAUCUGAUGGUGAGACCAUUCAGUGGCUGUUACAACAGGCUGAGCCUUCCAUAAUCGCGGCCACGGGGACUGGGACCAUGCCGGCUUCAGCCUUCGCAGCAACAGGGGGCUCUGUUUCACAGCAGGGGUGCUCUCUAUCAGCUGGAUUGCAUCAGAAGAUCGAUGAAUUGGGUGCACAUAUGGGAGGGUCAGGCGGUGGUAGUAGUAGUAGGACCAGUUGGCCAAUGGUUGGUGGGAAUUUGGGGAGACCCCAUAUGGCCACAGCAUCAGGGCUAUGGCCCCCUACUGCUUCUGUGGUCAGUGGUUUUGGGUUUCAGUCAUCAUCAUCAUCGUCUGGUCCAUCAACAACCAAUUUGGGCAAUGAAAGUUCUAAUUACUUCCAAAAAAUUGGGUUUCCUGGGUUUGACUUGCCAGCCACUAAUCUGGGUCCUAUGAGUUUUACCUCAAUUUUGGGUGCUGGUAAUCAACAACUUCCAGGAUUGGAGCUUGGGCUCUCACAAGAUGGCCAUAUUGGGGUUUUGAAUCCUCAAGCCUUUAGCCAGAUUUACCAGCAGAUCGGGCAGGCUAGAAUGCAACAGCAACAGCAGCAGCAACAACAACAACAACAACAACAACAACAACAACAACAACAUCAGCAGCAUCAACAUCAACAUCAACAUCAGCAUCAGCAGCAACCAUCUUCCAAGGAUGAUUCCCAAGAGUCCGAAGAGUAGACUAUUUAGGUAUUAUAUUCAAUAUUUGGGAAGAGAAUGAAAGUAAGUUUCAAUUUUGAGAAGCUGGGAUUUUGGGUAAAUGGUUUCUGUGUUGUACAAUUGCAAAAGCGAAGGGAGGGAGAGAGAGAGAGAGAAGGUGAGAAUUCAGUAGGUACUGGAGGCCCCAUCUUCUGCUGUCCACCACAGCUGCAUCCAAGUCUCCAAAUACAGGUGCUUCGGGUGGAACUGUGCAGGGCCAAAUAGUUUGGAAUUGGGCUUCAGUUCUUGUUUAUUUUCAAAGGUGUGGUAAUUAUAGUGUGAGGCAAUCCUAUAUUUAUUUUCUUCUCUUUGGUCUGGAUGGCGUGCUGAUGAGCUUCUUUAUGGAAAUAAACUCAGAUUUAUAUGUCAUGCUUGAUCUAUUUUCACUUGGAUUCAGUCAGGAUGGUAAUUUAUCAGAGAAAUUUUUCUGUUGGGGCACCAAGAGAACUGCUCAUUGUUCACAUCUGAUAGUCUGCUCAUUGUUCACUUUUUUCUGUGUUUGUGACUGCGUUAUGCAUACAAAUUGUCCACUGACUACCACAUCUGCAUGCUACAGCUUUUGAUCAAUUGCAUUUUUUUCCCCAAAUUUGGAUAUUUAAACCCACCGCUUUCUUACUGAAUGAUCUAUGUCUGCUUCAUAGUCUAGGAAUUUUAACAAAUUUGAGUGGCAUAACUUGUCUUGGUCCGAGUGGGGAAUCCAAACAAAUUUCUCUUCUGCA